CUCGCUUUCUCUCCCCUUUUUCGCGCACAAGGGUCACAUCGCUACUCAUACAGUAUCGACAGCUCUGCACAAUUCUCUAUCCAUGACAUCCAGGAACCUCUCCGCCUCGCCCCUCUCAAUCAGGGGCGCGCUCGUCUGGAGGCACACGCACAGCCGGCCGCCCACCGUCACGCACGAGAGCUGAAACAAACAGCCGUUCUGGCUGUUGGUCACGCCGUAAUACACGCCAUCCAGACUAAUGGGGCCGUACUGCGUCCUCCCCGGCCACACUCCCGCGUUGGACAGACCACACGUGUAGGCACGACCUAAAGGCAUACGAACACACACACGCAUUGAGUCCCAGAUUGAUCAUCGAAUGUCGACUGCCACCCGCUAACUCACCAUGGGUCUGCUCCGAUGCAGCGGCCUUUUCGACAACGUCCUCAAUCUCCGCCACCCGCAUGCCCACGUCGAACAGCAGCGGCCCCUCACGCCCACUCACAUCAAUCACCGACCGGAACUCCUCCCGGCAGCCUUUGGCAAACCGCCAGAAGGCCUCAUGUGACCCAGCCAGUGCCGGCGGGACUCGCAGGUUGAAUUCCACAGAGCCGCCGAGAGAUGAGAGUGUGCAGGGGCGGGGCAGCGGCGAAUUCACGGCGAACCGACGCAGGUCGGUUGACAAAAGGAACCGUACCAAAGGGUUGCUCAUUCCUGAGACGUCUUGACACGCCAUAAGGGCGGCUGCGAUGAGUGCUGCCGUCACCGUGGUGCCCUCCCGCCGGCUCCUGUGCUUCAACUUCUCCAUCAGUGGUCGGCCGAGCGUCCUCAAACAGAGCUGAGUGUGCCGCUGCGACGGCGUCAAUCCCUCGCCCCUCCGUCGGUCGAGCACCAGCAUCACGGGACACACGAUGGUGGCCGUAGCCCUCACGAGGUGCUUGACGGUCUGCCAGGAGAACACCCGCCUCACAUAGUCGACAAACGGCUCCUCGAUGGACGUGUUGCCGAAGAGCAAUGCCUCCACACUCGGGGGGAAGGAGACGGAGAGAGGGGCCGGAUUGUCCGCGUGGUGUUUCGAUGAGUGUGGCUGAAUGUCGUCAAGGAGGUCCUCCAGGACGAUGUGAGCCGAGAUCUGGUCGGAGAUGGCGUGGUUGAACAGCCACACGAGAGCUGACCGGCCGGCAGAGGGGCUGUGGACAACAUGCAGCAGCCACAAUGGGGCGUCACGGGGAAACGUCACACCUGCACCCAUACAGAAAGACACGGCCAUGUUCCCUCGCAUUCGUUUCCCUCCCCGGUCUCUCUUACCGUCGAUCGUUCCCUCGACAAGCGUCCGCCACUCAUUCCUCAGCUCGGCACUAUUUCUCGCCUCGACAUCCACCCACACCACCGCCCUGUCCACCAGCUCAUCAGCAGAGGCAUCCAGCGGAUAAAACCACGGCCACUCGACACUCUGCGGCCUCGGGCAGCACUCAUCCCCCACAGGCAGGUCCCCUAUCUGCACGCGUAGCAACGGAUGCCGCAACACGACUCCCUCCAACGCACGACGGACGUCAUCACGUGUGAGCGACGAUGUCCCCGUGAGUUCGGCGACCGAGAAAUGGGCGAUUGAGAGGGGGGCAUCUCUCUCGUUGCGCUGGGUCUUGGUGAGGAGUCGCUCCCAGCUGCCGAGAGGGCGGGUGUAGGUGGGGAUGGGUGCGGCUGUGACGGGUGCGGGUGGCUGCUCCACUGCAGGCAGCUGCCUGUCCGCUGCUGCCGAGGGAAGGGGUGUGAUCUGCAUCGUUAACAGAUAACGCAUUCAUCCAUGGGCUGUGCGGUGAGUCAGAGAGAGAGAGAGCUGUAUGUGCGUGCGUGUGGGCACUGCCGUCCGUCACUCACCUGUCUGCGUUCGGGUGUUGAUGCGACGCGGUGACGAUUGGGCUGCCAUGGCUUCAGGAAUGAGCCUCGAGUGUCCAGAUCUGCACCGGUCGCACCGAGUGUGAGUGCCAGCUGCCACCAUAGCUGACAUUUCAUGAGUUUGUUC
Vitrella brassicaformis is the source of this 1999-nucleotide messenger RNA. The record is from the annotation of a GenBank genome assembly. Lineage: Eukaryota; Vitrellaceae.